AUGGUGAGCGAGCUCGAUGCCGCCGACGAAGAAGAAGAUGAAGCCAGUGAUGAAGAAGAACAAGUUGAAGUGGAUUAUAAGCUCUCAAUUAACCAACCAACGAAAGUGAAUAUCAAAACUAAAACCCAACGUAAUAAGGAAAAACGUCACCAAAAACGAAUGGAAUUACAACAGCAAUUACAGGAAUUAAAGCAACAAUUGAAUGAGCUUGCAAAAGUGGAUCAAUAUAAACAAGAAAUCGAAGCUAAAUCUACAAAUGUGAAGAAGGUAAAACAGCCGAAGAAACUUUACAAGUACGACGCCAUAGCAAGACCUCUUGAAGUGAAACUUUCGGACGAGUUACCAAGUAAUUUGAAGAAUUUGAAACCAGAGGGAAACCUUUUUUAUGAUUCAAUGAUCAAGUUGCAAGAACAUGGAAAGAUAGAGGCCCGACUUCCCGUCUCCAAAAAGAGAAAGUAUAAGCCCAAGGUUACGGAGAAAUGGACAUACAAGGAUUUUAAGUAG
Molecule: messenger RNA, 504 nt
Organism: Meyerozyma guilliermondii ATCC 6260
Lineage: Eukaryota; Fungi; Ascomycota; Pichiomycetes; Serinales; Debaryomycetaceae
Exons: 1
Coding region: 1-504 (167 amino acids)
Biological process (GO): rRNA processing; ribosomal large subunit assembly
Cellular component (GO): nucleolus
Molecular function (GO): 5S rRNA binding
Source: RefSeq, a predicted model, not a curated record